Felis catus (domestic cat) is the source of this 3050-nucleotide messenger RNA. It is a transcript of the gene EPCAM, whose product is annotated as epithelial cell adhesion molecule. Bases 235 to 1179 code for a protein of 314 amino acids. NCBI's taxonomy places the organism in Eukaryota, Metazoa, Chordata, Mammalia, Carnivora, Felidae. Gene Ontology annotation, molecular function: cadherin binding involved in cell-cell adhesion. The transcript is spliced from 9 exons. Gene Ontology annotation, cellular component: bicellular tight junction; membrane. The record is from RefSeq and is a predicted model, not a curated record.
GGGCCCGGGAGGCGGGGCCGCCAGGUCCCGCAGGUCUGCUCCGCCCCGCCGCGCGCUCAGAGUGAGCAGUUCCUCGGGGAGCUCGCACCGUCGGUGCGGUGCGGGUAUAGCUCUCCGCCGUCCUCCCGACGCUGACCCGCGCAACCCACGUCCGUCCGCCGGCUCCCAGCGCCCCGCUUCCUCCGCACGCCCUCCCGCGAGACCCCAGCCCGCCUCGCGCCUCUGUCGCACAGUAUGGCGCUCCCCCAGGUUCUCGCGUUCGGGCUCCUGCUCGCGGCGGCUACCGCGGCGGUGGCCGCGGCUCAGAAAGGAUGUGUCUGUGAAAACUACAAACUGACCACAAACUGCUCUUUGAACACACAUGGUCAGUGCGAGUGUACUUCAAUUGGUGCACAAAAUUCUGUCAUUUGCUCAAAACUGGCAACCAAAUGUCUGGUGAUGAAAGCAGAAAUGACUGGCACAAAGUCUGGGAGAAGAGCGAGACCUGAGGGGGCUUUCCAAAAUAAUGAUGGGCUCUAUGAUCCCGACUGUGAUGAGAAGGGGCUCUUUAAAGCCAAGCAGUGCAAUGGCACCACCACAUGCUGGUGUGUAAACACUGCUGGGGUCAGAAGAACUGAUAAGGACACGGAAAUAUCCUGCUCCGAACGCGUGAGGACCUACUGGAUCAUCAUUGAACUAAAACACAAAACAAGAGAAACACCUUAUGAUAUUAAAAGUUUACAGACUGCACUUAAGGAGGUAAUCACAACUCGUUAUCAACUAGAUCCAAAAUAUAUCACAAACAUUCUGUAUGAGAAUGAUCUUAUCACUAUUGAUCUGGUGCAAAAUUCAUCUCAGAAAACUCAGAAUGAUGUGGACAUAGCUGAUGUGGCUUAUUAUUUUGAAAAAGAUGUUAAAGACGAAUCCUUGUUCCAUUCCAAUAAAAUGGAUCUGAGAGUAAACGGGGAGCAAUUGGAUCUGGAUCCCGGGCGAACUGCAAUUUACUAUGUUGAUGAAAAACCACCUGAAUUUUCAAUGCAGGGUCUGCAAGCUGGUAUUAUUGCUGUCAUUGUAGUUGUGACACUUGCAAUUAUUGCUGGAAUCGUUGUGCUGGUUAUCUCCAGAAAGAACAGAAUGGCAAAGUAUGAGAAGGCUGAGAUAAAGGAGAUGGGUGAGAUGCAUAGGGAACUCAAUGCAUAAUGACUAUAAUUUGAAGAGUAACUACAAGAAGGGAAGUUAGCAAACAUUACAAAUGUACAGACAUGGGACAAAGAGAUCUUUGAGGACUAUUGUUUUGUUAGUUAACAUCUGUUUGUAAUAGUGAAACCUGUACUCAAUAUAUAAGCAGCUUCAAAUUGACUUUACCAAUCUUAAAAUUUGACCACAAGUGUCUUAUUUAUGCAGAUCUGAUACAAAACUCAGAACUUGGACUGCAGAGUUAAAAUUGUUUCUGCCUAACAUUGAAGUGUGUACCUUAAAUAUGCUUCCACAGUAGAGAUUUAAUGACUAGUGUCUCAUCCAUUUGUGAUUGAACGCUGCCUUUCUGUUUACUUUGAGUCUUGUACAUACAAAUUUUUUUUUUUUACAAACUGAAAUAAAACAUUUUAAAACUAAAUUUCCUAACUUUGUUUGAAUCAUACAGAAUCAAAUUUCAUAGUAUACAAAUAAGAUAACAGGUUAAGAAAUGUUCAGAAUGCUAACUGCAAAUUGGAGUUUUAUAGGAGUAUUUAUAAUUAUGUGUAUUCAGUAUAAAGUGUAUAAUCUCUAUGUAACUUCUACACAGAAAAAUCAGUUUUAUUCUGAAUGAAUCUAAGUUUCUGUUUUAAACAAAUUGGCAUUUUGACAAACACACCUUAGGGCAGAAUUGGUGGAUAAUGUUGUGAACCAUGAAUGCUAUGGUUGGUUGCGUUAAAGCACCAGACAUUCAACAUCUUACGUGACAAAUAAUUACAGUAAGACACAUUUUGUGUGAGUUAAGAGUAUCCUGAAAUUUUGCUUUUGAUAGGAAAUUUUUAAAAACACUAUGAAGAGAACAGCAUUAAAGAAAAUGUAAAAGCUAGAUUGAACAUUUACCAACGAUUUUUAUCCCUUCUGUAGUAGGCAGACUUCUAGGAUGGCCCCCAAGAUUACUUAUCCCUGAUGUACAUGCCCAAAUAAUCCUCUCCUCUAGAGUGUGGGCGGGGCCUGUGAAUAUGAUGAGCAGUCACUCCCAAGAUUAAGUUACAUUUUAUGGCAAAGGUGAGGGGAUUUUAGAUGUAGAUGUGAUUGAGAUCCCUAAAGCUUGACUGUAUUGAAAGAGAGAUUACAAAAGAGUGCCUGAAGGUAGGAGACAAGAAGUAGAAACUAUAGAUGAGCUCUCCCAUUAGCCUUAAAGCAAACUGCCAUGUGGUGGAGAGGGUCACCUAUCAGGAAACAGCGGGCUGAGAGGAGGGCCUCAGUCCCACAACCACAAGAACUGAAUUCUGCCAACAAUCACUGAGCUUGGAAGAGGACCCCAGCUCCAGAUGAGAUCACAGCUCUGGCCAACAUUACCGCAGUCUUGAGACCGAGAAAAGGACCCACUUAUGUGAUGCCUAAACUCCUGACCCGUGGAAACUGAUAAUGUGUUUAUUGUCUUAAAAUGCUAAAUUUGUGGUAAUGUAUUAUGCAGCAAUAGAAAUUGAUACAGUGAGUAGCAAGAAGGGAAUAGAUAAUAGGGAGCAGCCAUUACCCCCAGGCCUGAGACAGAGCACCCAAAGAAGAGAAUCUCUACUUCGCCUAAGCCCCACUCCCCGGGCUGAGAUCUGGACCCUGUGGGAGAGGGCAGUGCAGCUCACUGAAGAGCAGGGAAGUUGCUAUGAUGCUACCCUGGAGGGACUUACUGAAAAUCUGCCCCAUGGAACUUGCUGGAAAUAAUGCCCUCUAGGACAGGAGUCCUCAAACCAGCCUGCAGCCUGGCCUACCACCUGUUUUUAUAUAGCCUGGGAAAUAAGAAUGGCUUCUGCAUUUUUGAAGGAUUGAAUAUUUCCUAGUAUGUGAAAGUUACAUGGUAAAAAUGUCAGUGUCUGUAAAUAAAGUUCUAUUGGAGCACA